ACAGUAAUCAAUAUGUUCUCCAAUUAUAUUAACACGGCCGGGUACACGAACAAAAUAUGAUGGCUCACAACCGAAAGCAUUGUAAAAUAGUUCACUUAAUUUUAUUAUUCUUUCACUGCAUGGAAUGUUUAAGAUUGGCACCUCCUGCUCGUCCUGGUAAUAGCCAUGGUGACACGCCUCCAGGCCCUUCAACUUCAGGAGUUAAAUAGCAAUCCUGAAAUACUGCCCGUGAAGCGAGGAACUGCCGUCAUCAGUAACGAUAAAUCGAUCAUAGCCAAAAUAAUAGACCUCAAACUAUUCAUAGAGGAUGUAAAAGUCAAUGUACUGAGGUUUUCCGAAUUAAAUAAGAUAGUUAAUAAUUUAAAUAAGAAUUUUUCAUAUAACUUUGUAGAUGUUAAUACACAAGUAGAAUCUAUUGAAAAAAUUGGUAGAUUGGCGAAUCUAUUAUACACUCCUACAUUAGAAAAUUUAGUUAAAAUAGAGCGAACUAUAAUAGUAAAAGCUCAUUUAAAAGGAUAACUUAUCUUUUGGAAAUACCUCUCGUCACUAAGGACAUUUAAUAUUUAUUAUAAGCUCUAUCCCUUACCUGUACUAUCCCAUAACCGUACCACUGUCAUUUAAAAAAAAUGCCCGUACCUUUUAGUGAAAGGGUCGAAUAUUAGACUACUUACUCAUCCCUGUGAGGAAGCCGAUGAAUACAGUUACCUCUGUCCUAAGGAUGACACAUCCCAACUAAUUAAGGACGAGUGCAUCACAGAACUGAUGACUUAUGCUGAAAAUAUAUCCUCAUGCAUCCAAGUUCCAGUCAUUUUGGAAGCUGUAAGGGUGCACAGAUGGAUUAUCUACACCAAGGAGUCUACUUCACUCUCCGAGAUUUGUAAUAAUGAAAUAACAAGGCGGAAAAUUCAUGGCACAUUUAUCUUAACAUUGGACGAUAACCGUGCAGCCAAAAUCAAUGAUAUUAACCUAACAAGUAACCCUGUGGAAAUUGAAAGCAUUUCACCCCCUAUAUUACUUAUGAUUAACCUACUUGCAAUAAACUCAUCCCUCGAGAUGUCAUCCCCGGUGCAGUUGAACCUAGAAGGUAUAGAUCUUACGGACCUCAAACUUCUGUCAGUUGCAUUAAGAAAAAGUGAAAUUAAAAACGUGAAAGUGAAAAGGCAAUUGUGGUGAUUAAAAGUGUUAGCCAAUGGAUUAUUUUAUUGUAUGGACUGUUAUUCAUUAUUGUAACCUGUCUUAGUUUAUAAGUAUCAUUUAAAUUUGUUUAUAUUUGUAUCCGAAGUUCUCCUGUACACGUGAACUUCGUACUUGAGGAGGCAGGUGUUACGGGUGGCGAGACCCACCAAGAUGUCCGCAUCAGCAGAAUAUUCUUAUGUACAUGCCUGUGGUCCGCAACCACAGGCAUGUGCUGCGUGGAUAAAUGGAAACUACCAAGCUCCUGUGUGGGCUCUCAUGCAUUAGUUUUUAAGCAUAGAAUGUUAAGUUAGUCUUAAGCGAGUUCUUGUAGCGAUUAAACAUCUUUUAAUU
Messenger RNA from Parnassius mnemosyne (clouded apollo), 1527 nucleotides. Lineage: Eukaryota; Metazoa; Arthropoda; Insecta; Lepidoptera; Papilionidae. The record is from the annotation of a GenBank genome assembly.